Messenger RNA from Bemisia tabaci, 4086 nucleotides. NCBI's taxonomy places the organism in Eukaryota, Metazoa, Arthropoda, Insecta, Hemiptera, Aleyrodidae. The record is from RefSeq and is a predicted model, not a curated record.
UUUGUGAAAUGAAUGCGUGGUGACGUAGUCAAAUGUCCGGUGUACAAAUAUCUUCGUCCGCCAUCACAGAUUUCAUUUCCGCUUGUGACGAUGGAAGGUACGCGCGUGUGAAUUGCUUGUGCCGGAAAAUGGCGGAUAACCACUCUGGGACUGGUUAUUCCACCCCAUUCCUUCAGAUUUUCCUUUAAUCCGCUGUUAAGAAGACUUGAAAGAUGUAUUUGUACAAUCUGACCCUCCAGAGGGCCAGUGGGAUUACCCAUGCAGUCCAUGGGAAUUUCAGUGGUGGGAAAGUCCAAGAAAUCCUUGUGUCACGAGGGAAAUCCCUAGAGUUGCUACGCCUGGAUCCAUCCUCUGGGAAAGUCCACACGCUCCUGACUGUAGAAGUCUUCGGCGUCAUCAGAUCAUUGAUGGCUUUUCGCCUGACAGGAGGCACCAAAGAUUACAUUGUGGUCGGAUCGGACUCGGGACGUAUUGUGAUCUUAGAAUAUAUGCCUUCGAAAAAUCUCCUAGAGAAAGUUCAUCAAGAAACAUUCGGAAAAAGCGGAUGUCGGAGAAUCGUUCCUGGACAGUAUCUAGCAAUUGACCCAAAAGGAAGAGCUGUCAUGAUAGGAGCAAUUGAAAAGCAGAAAUUAGUUUAUACUUUGAACAGAGACGGACAAACUAGGCUCACGAUCUCAUCGCCAGUAGAGGCACACAAAAGUAACACACUAGUCUACCAUAUCGUUGGUGUGGAUGUCGGCUUCAAUAAUCCAUUCUUUGCAUGUUUGGAAAUAGAUUAUGAGGAAGCUGAUGUGGACCCAACCGGAGAAGCUGCCAUGAAAACUCAGCAGACUUUGACCUUCUACGAACUUGAUCUCGGAAACAACAAUGUUGUAAGGAAGUACAGUGAACCGCUAGAAGAACAUGCAAACUUCCUAAUAUCCGUUCCCGGUGGGAAUGAUGGUCCCAGUGGUGUCUUAAUUUGCUCAGAAAAUUACCUCACCUACAAGAACCUAGGAGACCAGCAUGAUAUUCGGUGUCCGAUUCCCAGAAGGCGGAAUGACUUGGACGAUCCUGAACGAGGAAUGAUCUUCGUCUGUUCAGCAACACACAAAACCAAGUCCAUGUUCUUCUUCCUCCUGCAAACGGAGCAAGGUGAUAUCUUCAAGGUCACGCUGGAUGUGGAUGAUGAUGUAGUCACAGAGAUUAAGUUGAAGUAUUUUGACACUGUCCCUGUCGCAACUUCUCUCUGUGUACUUAAAACUGGAUUUCUGUUCGUUGCAUCAGAGUUUGGAAACCAUUAUUUGUAUCAAAUCGCUCAUUUGGGAGAUGAUGAUGAUGAGCCUGAAUUCAGCUCUGCAAUGCCGCUCGAGGAAGGAGACACAUUUUUCUUCGCACCCAGAGCACUGAGAAAUCUGGUCCUAGUGGAUGAACUGGAGUCGCUCUCUCCCAUCUUAGCAUGUCAAGUCAUCGAUUUAGCCAAAGAAGACACACCGCAAUUGUACAUGGCUUGUGGUAGAGGCCCACGGUCCUCAAUUAGGGUUCUCAGACACGGGUUAGAAGUCUCCGAAAUGGCUGUCUCUGAACUGCCCGGUAGUCCCAAUGCUGUCUGGACUGUGAAACGAAGAGCUGACGAGGAGUUUGAUGCAUACAUCAUUGUGUCCUUCGUGAACGCUACUCUAGUGUUGUCGAUCGGUGAAACGGUUGAAGAAGUUGCUGACUCCGGGUUCUUAGGAACAACACCAACUCUAUCUUGUUCUGCCCUUGGUGAUGAUGCGGUUGUACAGGUCUAUCCUAUGGGUGUACGUCACAUUCGAGCCAACAAAAGAAUGCAUGAUUGGAAAGUCCCAGGGAAGAAACAAAUUGUCAAGUGCGCAGUCAACCAGCGGCAGGUUGUGAUCGCUUUAACUGGCGGAGAACUUGUUUACUUUGAGUUGGACCCUUCUGGUCAACUGAAUGAGUGUACAGAAAGGAAAGAAAUGCCAUCAGAUGUUCUUUGUAUGGCGCUUGGAAACGCACCAACCGGUGAACAGUUAUCAAGGUUUUUGGCUGUUGGCCUUGCAGAUAACACUGUCAGAAUUAUUUCCCUCGAUCCCACGAGGUGUCUAGCACCGCUCAGUAUGCAGUCUCUUCCAUCAGUCGCAGAAUCAAUGUGUAUCGUCGAAAUGGGUGCCAGCGAUGGUGGAGGAUCCGCCGAUGAACCAGCUGGGCCUACAUCAAUUGGUGCCCUAUACUUAAAUAUUGGCCUCCAAAACGGCGGUCUCCUUCGUAACGUCUUGGACCCAGUCACUGGUGAUCUGUCCGAUACGAGGACAAGAUACCUUGGAACAAGGCCUGUCAAACUGUUCAGAAUCCGGAUGCAAGGAGGCGAAGCGGUACUCGCCAUGUCAAGCAGAUCGUGGUUAAGUUAUUAUUAUCAGAAUCGUUUCCAUCUAACGCCUCUCUCUUACGAAAGUUUGGAGUAUGCCUCUGGAUUCUCUUCGGAGCAGUGUCCAGAAGGUGUGGUUGCCAUCUCAACGAACACCUUGAGAAUUUUGUCGCUAGAGAAGUUGGGAGCUGUUUUUAACCAGGUGUCUUUUCCAGUCGAGUAUACCCCUCGUAAAUUUGUUGUUAGACCAGAAACCUCACAUCUUAUAAUUGUGGAGACAGAACACAAUGCGUAUACCGAAGAAACAAAACAGCAAAGGAGGCUUCAAAUGGCUGAGGUUUGAGGCGGGAGGAACUGAUCUUGAAUUAGUUCACAAAACACCUAUCGAUGGAGUUCCUCAGGCGCUGUGUCCUUUCCAAGGUCGACUGCUUGUUGGUGUCGAUCGACUGCUGCGGCUGUAUGAUCUCGGAAAGAAAAAAUUACUUAGAAAAUGCGAAAACAAGCACAUUCCCAACCUAAUAGUGAACAUCCAAGCAAUUGGUCAUCGAGUUUUCGUAAGUGAUGUCCAAGAAAGUGUCUACAUGGUUCGUUACAAGAGACAAGAAAACCAGCUCAUCAUUUUCACUGAUGACACGCAGCCCCGCUGGAUCACGACUUCCACCGUCCUCGACUACAACACAGUUGCUACUGCUGAUAAAUUCGGGAACAUAGCUGUUAUUCGGUUACCAAGUUGGGCGACAGAUGAUGUGGAUGAAGACCCUACUGGAAACAAAGCUCUAUGGGAUAGAGGUCUUCUGAAUGGAGCGUCACAGAAAGCUGACUUUGUAGCUAGUUUUCAUGUUGGAGAGAUUUGCAUGUCCUUGCAGAAAGCAACACUCAUUCCUGGAGGUUUUGAAUCGUUAGUAUAUACGACUCUGUCUGGCACCGUAGGUGUUCUAGUGCCCUUCACUUCCCAUGAAGACCAAGAUUUCUUCCAACAUCUCGAGAUGCACAUGCGAUCAGAGCACCCACCUUUGUGUGGCAGAGACCAUCUUUCCUUCAGAUCAUACUAUUAUUCAUUGAAGAAUGUUAUUGACGGAGAUCUAUGUGAGCAGUACAAUUCUAUUGAUCCAGCCAAACAGAAAAGUAUUGCAGAAGAUCUUGGAAGGACGCCAAGCGAAGUUUCAAAGAAAUUGGAAGAUAUCAGAACCCGAUUCGCCUUCUGAACUGCUCAUAUCCGACCCUUUUAUCUCCUUAAUCCUGUUCCUUAUUACGUCGUCUGUGUAUAUAUUGUAAUAUGCAAGUGUAAAUUUGUUACCUUAGUUUGCAAAGCAAAGAUUUUACAAUGUUCACCAAUCCCUUUCCCUUUUGUUGAAACCACGAUAAAUCCUUGUCUGCUCAUCAGCUGUUGGAGCUGUUGAGAGUCAAUGAGAUCACGUCCACUUAUCUGCUUGAGGAUUUUUUUUCCUAAAUUCACCCUGCGAAGAAGAAUGUAGACCUUACUUCUCGGCAAGCACAAAUGAGCGCUAAUUCAAAACACUGGAUCAUCGUUGGAGAUUCGUUGCUGAUAACCUAAAAUGAGAAGAAUUAAAAAUGCCAUUGUUGAUAAUUUUAGCUUUGUUUCUCACUAUUGAUUGACAGUACCAAUCUUGCAUUUCAUGUGUGAUUUUAGAGUAUUAAUUGAAUUCUUUGUAGAUGCUAGUUUUCUCUAUUGUACAGCUUUAAAUUGAUCGUAAAAAAUAAAAAAUCAUGAUUUUUAA